Molecule: messenger RNA, 2047 nt
Organism: Spinacia oleracea (spinach)
Lineage: Eukaryota; Viridiplantae; Streptophyta; Magnoliopsida; Caryophyllales; Amaranthaceae
Product: beta-glucuronosyltransferase GlcAT14A
Exons: 4
Coding region: 257-1522 (421 amino acids)
Cellular component (GO): membrane
Molecular function (GO): glucuronosyltransferase activity
Source: RefSeq, a predicted model, not a curated record
UACCUAACCCAUUCACUUUGUUCUUCUUUCCAAUCCAACUACCAAUCUUUCCUCAUCUACUAACAACGAUCGUAUCACAGUAAUACCAUAUUGUUUAAUAAUAUCAUAUUAUACCAUCAUAAUUUUUCUAAUAUUCUUGCUAAAAUCUAGCAAUUCAAAGACAAACACAAAUUAUCAGACCACAGAUCCAGUAAUCCCAAAAACCUCUCUUAAAACAAAGAUAUAUCCCCACUUUAUUUUUUUUAACUCAACCAAAAUGCUGCAAAACCAACCACCAUCUCCACCACCAAGAGACAACUCCACCACCUUCUACUUCAUUGCAGCCUCCAUCUCUUUCUCUCUCCUCUUUCUCCUCUCCACCACAACAUCCACCGCAACAAACACCGCAACAACCACUACUUCCCCUGACCCCCGCCUCUUCCCCAACCCCCAAUAUGUCGUCCACAACCCCAACUCACCUCCAUUUCCUUCUGUCCCCACCAUUGCUUACUUCAUCACCGGUUCAUCUGGUGAGUCUUCUAGAAUCUUUCGGCUUCUUCUCUCCGUUUACCACCCUAAAAACCUCUAUUUACUUCACCUUGACCGUUUUGCCCCUCAGUCUGACCGUGACCGUUUAGCCUUCCGGGUGCACGGCUUGCCCGUGUUUAAAGCUGCUAAAAAUGUUCAUGUUAUUGGUAAAGCUGAUUUUUCUUACUCUAAAGGAUCUUCCCCUAUUGCUUCUUUGCUUAGGGGUGCUUCUAUUUUGCUUCGGUUGAACUCGAAUUGGGAUUGGUUCAUCAAUUUGUCUGCUCAAGAUUAUCCCCUUGUUACUCAAGAUGAUUUGCUGCACAUAUUGUCAUACAUGCCAAAAGACCUAAACUUCGUGAACCAUACCAGCUACAUUGGAUGGAAAGAGGCUCGAAGGAUGAAACCCAUUAUUGUGGAUCCUGGACUUUAUCUUGCAGAAAAGACUGGGAUGUUUUAUGCCACUCAAAAGCGAGAUUUUCCAAGUGCUUAUCAGUUGUUCUCAGGUUCACCAACCUCUGUUUUGAAUCGGAAGUUUGUUGAAUUUUGUGUUAUGGGGUCAGAUAACUUACCAAGAACUGUACUGAUGUACUUAACAAACACCCCAUCAUCUGUAUUGAGCUAUGUACCGACCAUUGUGUGUAAUUCACCGGAGUUCAAAGAAAGUGCUGUAAACCAUAAUUUACAGUAUGCAUCCUACUACGCGUCUUCGAGUGAAAGUCCCAGACAGCUCAAUGGGUCUGACUUACAAGACAUGCUAAGAAGUGGAUCAGCAUUUGCUACAAAAUUCCAUUAUAAUGAUCCAAUACUUGAUCAUAUUGAUAGUGAAAUUCUUGGGCGGAGCCGUGGGAAAGUUGUGCCUGGUGGUUGGUGCGUUGGUGAGAUGAACAACUCUUGUGCUGAAUGGGGUGAUGCAAACAUCUUGAGGCCAGGUCCUGGAGCUAAGAGACUUGAAAGACGUAUUGUUGAUCUGCUUUCAAAUGGGACAUUCCGUACUCAGCAGUGUUUGGUGGAAUGAAUUAUUUACUCUAUUUUACAUGAUUCUCACACCUGUAUGACAAAGUUGAGGAACGAAAAAAAUUCAGCUUGUUUGAAAGUUUUUCAACUUCACCUGAGCUUUCUUUCCUCACCUCAUCCUAGCUCUGCCCAUUUUGAAAUUGACAAAUACUGCAAGGAAGAAUUAGAUUACGCAAUUGGUUCUCUAUACUAGUGUUGUAAGUUGUAACUGUAGGUUUCGGAGAUUUUGUGGUUUGUUAGGGGAUGUAAUUGUUGUACAAUAAUAUUGCAACGGCUAUAGCCUUAAUCCCCAACAGGAUGGGGUUGGCUGUAUGGAUCAAGAUAUCAUCCUCAUGAGUCGCUGAUGUUCGUCUUAUCUUCUCCGUUUGCCUCUAUCCAAUGUACUAUGAUCCUGUAGAUCCAGGGGAUGUAAUUGUUGUAGAGUUAACUAUUCUUUGAGUUGAGAGGGUUGAUAAUGUUGCACUGAAAAGAUGCUUCUAGACUUCUACUUCCUUGAUUAGCAGCUGAGAAGUCCCACUUUUCGUUA